Molecule: messenger RNA, 2857 nt
Organism: Eublepharis macularius
Lineage: Eukaryota; Metazoa; Chordata; Lepidosauria; Squamata; Eublepharidae
Gene: GFRA1
Product: GDNF family receptor alpha 1
Exons: 9
Coding region: 159-1562 (467 amino acids)
Biological process (GO): nervous system development
Cellular component (GO): signaling receptor complex; external side of plasma membrane
Molecular function (GO): signaling receptor activity
Source: RefSeq, a predicted model, not a curated record
GAAGAGUGAGGAGGGUGGGGUGGGCAUUUUCUUGGGAAUUCAAUGGAUAUGAACUUGGGGGCUUUGGAAUCUCGGUGGCUUGGAAUAUCUAUAUGCUGACCAUCUUUUGAAGUGGCACACGGAAGCUCACUUGGGGGAACGAUCUGCAGAACAGCAAGAUGUCUCUGGCUACUUUCUACUUGGUUUUGCCCCUAAUGGAAGUGCUCUUGUCCGCUGAAGUGAAUGGGCUGCUUGGUGGAGACCGUCUCGACUGUGUGAGAGCCAGUGACCAGUGUCUCAGGGAGCAGAGCUGCAGCACUAAAUACAGGACACUGAGGCAAUGCGUAGCCGGCAAAGAGAGCAACUUCAGCCGGGCGACAGGCCUGGAGGCCAAGGACGAGUGCAAAAGUGCCAUGGAGGCUCUCAAGCAGAAAUCGCUGUACAAUUGCCGCUGCAAGAGGGGCAUGAAGAAGGAGAAAAAUUGCCUACGUAUUUACUGGAGCAUGUACCAAAGCUUACAGGGAAAUGACUUGCUUGAAGAGUCACCUUAUGAACCAGUUAACAGCAGACUAUCGGACAUAACGAGGCUAGCACCAGUUCUGUCAGUGGAGUUUACGAUUUCAAAGGGGAACAACUGUUUGGAUGCAGCAAAAGCCUGCAACCUAAACGAUACCUGCAAGAAACUCCGAUCGGCUUACAUAACCCCCUGUACCAGCAGUGUGUCUAAUGAAAUCUGCAAUAAGCGGAAGUGUCAUAAGGCCCUAAGGCAAUUUUUCGACAAAGUUCCCCCGAAGCACAGUUAUGGGAUGCUGUUCUGCUCCUGCCAAAACAUUGCAUGUACAGAAAGGAGACGCCAGACUAUUGUUCCUGUGUGUUCAUAUGAGGACAAGGAGAAACCGAACUGCCUGAAUUUACAAGAUACUUGCAAGACGAAUUACAUCUGCAGAUCUCGCCUUGCAGAUUUUUUCACAAACUGCCAGCCUGAGUCACGGUCUAUUAGUAGCUGUCUGAAGGAAAACUAUGCUGACUGCCUCCUCGCUUACUCGGGGCUUAUUGGCACAGUGAUGACGCCAAAUUAUAUAAACUCCAACAGUCUCAGUGUUGCUCCAUGGUGCAACUGUAACAACAGUGGCAAUGACUUAGAAGAAUGCAUGAAAUUUCUGAAUUUCUUCCAGGACAAUGUAUGCCUUAGAAAUGCAAUCCAGGCCUUUGGCAAUGGUACAGAUGUGAAUGUGUGGCAGCCAUUACUACCUGUUCAAACCACCACAGCUGUAACUACGAUAGCUUACAGAGCUAAAGUGCAGGCAUCAGAGAACACAAACAAUGAAAUACCUACCAACGAUUUACCAGCAUGUGCCAAUCUGAAGUUACCAAACCAGAACUUCAAUGAAUCUGUAGCACCGGAACUCUGUAUGUCUGGGAAUGCAAUGGGGAAAGAGAGCAUGGCAGGAAGCUCCACCAGUCAUAUUUCUUCUGAGAAUUCAUCUGCUCUUUGUAUCAACAUCAGGUCAAGCACGCUUCUCAUGCUGCUGGCAACUGCACUCUCCUUCUGCUUCUCCCCACGUUCAGCAGGAACCUUGUAGCUACUUUAACAAAAGGACCUGUACAAAGCAAAAAGAAAAAAAUGAUCUGUUCCCUGUUCUCUGUUGUUUCUCUAAAGUUCCAGUGCUAGAAGCUAAAUGGAAACCUGUGCUAAAAAAAAAAAAAUCUGGAUUAUUGUCAUGAUUUUAUUCCUUUUAAAGAAAGCUUCUUACGAUAUUUAGGGGCUUUGUGAAACACUUGAUGAUGCCGUGCUAUUUUCCAAACCCAGAAGACUGUUGGAUACACUGUUUUAAAGAGAUGGAAUUCCAGUUUGUUUGUAAAUCUCAGAAGCUUGAUUUUUUUCCCUUCUGGUAUUUUAAUUCUACCCCAGAAGAGCGGCCACAUUUGUUAGGAUCUGAUUUCUCUCAUCUGGGGCUCAGUCCACUAGGAAGUUCUCCUGUGCAGCCUCCAAUGAAGUGAGUAGAAUCUGUGCAAGUUCAAUGAUACUGCUUCUAUAUCCCAAGUUCUUGUAGAGUAGAACUGAGACAGAUGUCCUCCCCUACGAGAAUCUGGACUGGAGUCACACUUUCCAGAGCAGAUCCUGCUGUUUUCUGAUGUAUUUGGGAUCUGUUUCAGAAAUGCAUGAGAUGUACAUAUGGCAGAGCCUUGGAUCUUCUUGGACUUCAGUGCUGCUGCCAAUUGUUUCUGGAGGCCUCCAGCAUGCGGCAGGAGCAGCGCUCUUGCGGCAUGCUGGAAGCCCCAGAACAGACAAGGGCAGGACUAGCAUGGGUAACUUCCUGGUGGAUGUUUUUUGGGAUAUUUCUUUUUUUCAAAUUUAACAGAUUUUGAAGGAACAAAUCAGCAAGGUGUUGUCACUUGGUGAAUGUCUUCCUGGAGAGUGAAUUUUAUGGAACUUCUUCAUGUUUCAUAGAUGGCUACCAAUGUUUUAGCAUACUCUUCCACAUUUAUAUAUGUAAGACGUUUUGCAGCUCUUUGCUGAGAAACCAUUAUAAAUCAUAUACCAGUGUAAUACACAUAUUUUCUCCAGAAUUUCUGCAGACCUAGAGAGUGAUAUUAAACUUUCUAAUGCUGCUUUUAUUUUUCUGAUUAUAAUCAUAUAGCCUUGACAAGAGGUUAAAAAACAAUCGUAUAUUAAUAAGAAACUAUCAUUGUGAAAGUUUCUGUAAUCUAAACUUUUAUCUUUCUGAGGAUAUAUUUAAAAAAACACCAGAAAUUGUUUUUGCUGAAGGGUUUCGCCUAUACAAUUAUAGGUCUUUAUUGUAAUUAUAGAGUUUAGUUAUUUUAUUGUUCAUUGAAUAAAAAUGACCUGAAUCUUAAUUACUCUAAAGAAACAUCA